AUGAGCACGGCGGGUCAAACGGACCAAGCUUCCUCCAAGAAGCACCACACCGACAACACCAGCAGCAACUCAAGGUCCAUCCAGCAUGACAGCAUCAGCUACCAGGACACCAGGGGGCACUGGGGCAGCAGGAUGGAGUUCCUACUUGCCUGCCUCGGCUACUCGGUGGGAUUGGGGAACUUGUGGCGGUUCCCCUACCUGGCGUAUGAAAAUGGAGGAGCGGCGUUCCUGUUGCCGUACCUGCUGCUGCUGGUGAUCGUAGGUCGUCCCCUCUACCUGACUGAGGUGGCACUCGGGCAGUACAGUCAGCUGGGGCCCCUGCACACCUACAGGAAAGUCGCACCUCUUAUGGCUGGCAUAGGAUACAUGCAGCUCAUCUCUGAGAUUCCUUCGGUCUCCUCGCUGAUGAUCAUUCUAAGCUACUCCCUGCACUACCUCUUCACCAGCCUCACUCACAUCGGCCAUACCUUGCCGUGGUUAAAGUGUGACCCCGCAUGGGCGACGGAACAGUGCCACGUGAUGGGGGUAGCAAACUCAUCCUGCCUCGGCAGUAACAACACUGGGGCGUGCACCUCUUCCGACCAAUCGUCUGCAAUUCAGUACUGGAAACACGAGGUGUUGCGACUGGACUCGGUUGGCCUCGUGAACUUUGGGGAGUUGGGAGGCCUGAUCCCCUCGCUGGUGUUGUGCCUCUUCGCCGGGUGGGUGAUUACGUGCCUCUGCCUCAUUAAGGGCAUCAAGACUUCGGGCAAAGUCGUCUACUUCACGGCAACCUUCCCUUUCGUCGGGCUGCUUGUCCUCAUGAUCGCUGGAGUCUCGCUAAGCGGAGCAUCGAAAGGGCUGGUGUUCUUGUUCGUGCCCAAGUGGGAGAAGCUGCUGGAUGUGAACGUGUGGAGGAAGGCGCUGGAGCAAGUGAUCUAUUCGCUGUCUGUAGGUGGAGGCGGAUUAAUCACUUACGGCUCUUACAACGAUUUCAACACCAAAGUGCACGUUGACGUCUUGAUUUUAUCGGUAUUGGACCUGAUUGCGUCGUUGAUGAGCGCCGUGACCAUCUUCUCUGUACUGGGCGCCAUGGCCUAUGAACUGGGCAUCGAUGACGUCAGCAAAGUCGUGGCGUCCGGUCCGGGCUUGGCAUUCGUCGCGUACCCUGAGGCGAUCGCCCGCACUUUGCCAGUACCCCACCUCUGGUGCUUUCUGUUCUUCUUCAUGGUCUUCACUCUUGGUCUUGACUCCUUGUUCGGGGGCAUGGAGACGCUACUGACGGCGCUGCUGGACGAAUUCUCGAAUAUGCGGCGCCACAAGCCGUUGGUGGUGAUAGGCCUCUGCAGCGCCCUCUUCUGUCUCGGCCUCCCCUACUGCACUCCGAAAGGGCAGUACGUCUUCUACCUCAUUGACGUCUUCAAGUUCGGCAUAGGAAGUUUGAUGGGAGGCUUCUUCACCUGCGUCGCCGUCCACUGGUUGUUUGGUGUCAACAAUUUCAGUGACAUGAUCGAAUUCAUGUUGGGCUUCCGCCCGUCCGUCCUCAUGCGCGUUACCUGGGCCUGCAUCGCUCCCGUCACGCUGUUGGUGGUGUUCGUGGGUUCCUUGCUGCAGUGGCGUUGGCCGCUGUACGCUGGCACCAUCCACUACCCCGUGUGGGCGCUGGUGCUGGGCGCCGCCGUCCCCCUCGUUACCCUCGCCCCCCUCGUCAUCGUCGCCCUUGUGCACGUCAUGGAGCUCGUCUGGAACGGAAGGGGACGCGACAUCCUAAAGCACCAUCACCAAUGGGGCCCAGGUUGUCCCGUGGCCCGUCAACGACUCAACGAAGCCAUGCGACUCACUCGAGAGGCGCAGAGACUCAACACCCUCGUCACAGAGGGCUCCGUCAACAUAGCCUUCGACAGCACCGAUCUAUAG
Messenger RNA from Hyalella azteca, 1896 nucleotides. RefSeq names its product sodium-dependent proline transporter-like. The transcript has 13 exons. NCBI's taxonomy places the organism in Eukaryota, Metazoa, Arthropoda, Malacostraca, Amphipoda, Hyalellidae. Gene Ontology annotation, biological process: sodium ion transmembrane transport. The record is from RefSeq and is a predicted model, not a curated record. Gene Ontology annotation, molecular function: L-amino acid transmembrane transporter activity. Gene Ontology annotation, cellular component: membrane. The coding region runs from base 1 to 1896 and encodes 631 amino acids.